Molecule: messenger RNA, 1440 nt
Organism: Aethina tumida (small hive beetle)
Lineage: Eukaryota; Metazoa; Arthropoda; Insecta; Coleoptera; Nitidulidae
Product: dihydropyrimidinase-like
Biological process (GO): pyrimidine nucleobase catabolic process
Cellular component (GO): cytosol; cytoplasm
Molecular function (GO): dihydropyrimidinase activity
Source: RefSeq, a predicted model, not a curated record
AUGAGUGCGCCAGUGGAAAAAGAUCCAGUUCAUUUGCAGAGCACACAAAAUCAGUUACUUGUUAAAAAUGGCACACUUAUUAACGAGGACGCAAUGGCUGAUGAAGAUAUCUACAUCGAAAAUGGUGUGAUAAAACAGAUAGGCAAGAAUCUAAUUGUCCCCUGUGGUACUAGAGAAAUCGACGCCAAGGGACGCUACAUUCUUCCAGGUGGGAUCGACCCACACACUCACUUCGAAUUUGAAUUCAUGGGUACAGUGUCCGCCGACGAUUUCCACCAAGGUACCAAGGCCGCAGUUGCGGGAGGUACCACCACUAUUAUCGAUUUUGCUUUUCCAAAAAAGGGGGAAUCCUUAUUAGACUGCUUCUGUAAAUACAGGCAAAAGGCUGACGGUAAAGUAUGCUGCGACUAUUCCCUACACGUUUGCCUUAAUCAUUGGUCGGAGCAAGUGAAACGUGACAUGGAAACCCUGUGCAAAGAGCAUGGUGUUAAUUCGUUUAAAAUGUUCAUGGCGUACGAUUUUAUGUUGAAUGAUGGGGAAUUAUACAGUGCUUUCGACCACAUACGAACAUUAGGGGGAGUUGCACAAGUCCAUGCUGAAAAUGGUUCCAUAAUUGCCAAGAACGUAGAAAAACUUAAAGCCAAAGGCAUAACACGUCCCGAGGGACAUGGGAUGUCCAGACCAGAGGACGUGGAAGCUGAAGCUGUCAAUAGAGCAUGUGUCAUUGCACACCAGGUAGACUGUCCGUUGUACGUAGUGCAUGUGAUGAGUAAAUCAGCGGUAUUAGCAUUAGAUCAGGCACGCAAACGGGGGACCCGCGUGUAUGGAGAGACUUUGGCUGCCGGUCUGGGUACUGAUGGAAGUCACUACAAACAUGAAUGUUUCGAUCACGCCGCCGGUCACAUUCUUAGCCCUCCUCUUCGACCAGAUCCCCAGACACCGUUUCACUUAAUGAAUUUCUUGGCACAAGAUGUGCUGCAAGUAACGGGAAGUGAUAAUUGCACGUUUACAAAAGAACAAAAGAAGUUGGGCAAAAAUGAUUUUACAAUGAUUCCUAAUGGCGUCAACGGGGUAGAAGAUCGUAUGAGCGUUGUCUGGGAGAAAGGAGUGCAAAGCGGUAUCAUAGACCCGUGUCGGUUUGUUGCCAUUACGAGUACAAACGCAGCCAAAAUAUUCAACUUGUACCCCAGAAAAGGGUGCAUAGCCGUCGGAUCAGAUGCUGAUGUUGUAAUUUGGAAUUCCAAUGCUACGAGGGUUAUAUCAGCUAAAACACACCACCAUGCAAUCGAUUUUAACAUAUUUGAAGGAAUGGAAUGUCAUGGAGUUGUCAUAGUGAAUGGAACUGUUUGUGUCGACGAGGGACAGCUCAGAGCUGUACAGGGUCACGGCCGUUUUAUAGAAACACCCACUUAUCCACCUUUUGUUUAUGAAUCAAAAUAG